Messenger RNA from Rotaria sp. Silwood1, 756 nucleotides. The record is from the annotation of a GenBank genome assembly. Lineage: Eukaryota; Metazoa; Rotifera; Eurotatoria; Philodinida; Philodinidae.
AUGGGAAAGCUCGAUGGAAAAGUUGCUCUCAUUACAGGCGGUUCUGAAGGUAUUGGCUUGGCCACUGCUCAACGAUUCAUCACUGAAGGUGCAGAGCAUGUCUUCAUCACCGGACGCCGUCAAGAAGUACUCGAUGAAGCUGUUAAAAAGAUCGGUAGCAAAAAUGUGACGGCAGUGCAAGGUGAUGUCUCAAACAUGGCUGAUCUUGACAGAUUGUACGACAUUAUUCAGAAAGAAAAAGGUCGUUUAGAUAUCGUUGUCGCCAACGCAGGUAACAAUCCGAAUGCACCACUUGGAGCGAUCACUGAAAAGCAUUUUGAUGAUUUAAUCAACAUCAAUGUGAAAUCAGUAUUGUUUACUGUUCAAAAAGCUUUGCCAAUAUUAGUUGAUGGUGGAUCCAUUAUCUUAACCGGAUCUAUCGGUUCUAUGAAAGCUACUCCAACUGCGAGUGUCUACUGUGCUACAAAGGCAGCUGUUCGCUCUUUCGCCCGAUGUUGGACGGUCGAUUUGAAGGAGCGAAAAAUCCGGGUGAAUACACUGAGUCCAGGACCAAUCGAAACGCCAAUGUUAGAACGUGCAGGAAAGAGUGAAGCAGAAAACAAAGCAUUCAUCACAGGUAUGAUAGCUCGUUCACCAAUGAAUCGAUUAGGUACACCUGAUGAAAUUGCCAAAGCUGCAGUCUUUCUUGCUUCAGACGAUAGCAGUUACAUCACGGGUAUUGAACUGUGUGUUGAUGGCGGCUUAGCACAAAUCUGA